AGAAAGACACGGUUUAUUACCACUCAUGCAGUUCUAGAAGGUUCAAGUUGACGGUUCAGCAUUGCUAUAUAAACACCUUGCUGCAUUGCUAGCAUCAUAAUCUGCUGCUACAUUGAUGUGCCUGACAUUUGCCUGAUAGGUGCAUCAGCUGAACACUGAAAAUACCUGUUGGUGGUGAAAUAUACAUUACUGUGACGUGAUCAGAAACAGCUAAAAUGUCGAUGGUCAGACAUAUACCAGUUCGUUGGGAAUCGGACUACUGGUCCAGGCCUUACAUGUUUCCCAACUCCAUGGUUUCCUCCAGUUCUGGAUUUCCACCUCAUCCUCCUCCAAGCUACCCUAUGCCUUUGUCUCCGGCUUGGACCUCCUCUGGACUGAAUGAGCCAACCUUCCCUUUGGAAAACCCCAACCGUAGAUGGAAUUUCCAGGAAGAGAGUAACCAGAUGUCCAACAUCAACCAGGACAUGAAGCGUAUGAGUAAUGAAAUGAAUCGUAUGAUGCAAAACAUGCGCGGUCAACUUCCAGUUUCACAUACUGUGGAUGAUUGGAGGCUAUCAGAAAACUUUCGCAUGGACAAUCCUAUCAGGGAGGAUCAUGAUGGUUCUCGGAAAUUUCAUCUCCAGUUUGAUGUCAGACAAUUCAAACCAGAGGAAAUUAAUGUGAAAACCAAUGGAAACCAACUAACUGUGCAGGCUAAACAUGAGGAAAAUGAUACCGGGAAGAAAGUCAAUCGAGAAUAUUGUCGCCAGUAUGUCAUUCCUCGGGAAGUCAAUCCAGAACAUCUCAUUUCUAAAUUGAGCACUGAUGGUAUGCUGACCAUUGAGGCCCCUCUUCCUGCUCUGCAUGGGCCAAGGGACAAACUGAUCCCCAUCGAGCACAGGAAGUAAAUGAUAUCAGAUCAUGAGAACUGCAGUUUGUGUUCAUAUUGGACUACAACUAUUUAAGAUACUUUUCUUGCAUGUUUUAAAGACCAAAUAAUUUUGAUAUAAUCUUCAUAUAUAGUACAAAAUAUUGUCUCCUUUUGUAAAUUAAUUUUACAUGCACAUACAUGUAUGAUAGACGAGGCUGUUGUAAAGAUAUCUAAACAACAUAUUACAGCUUAUAAUAUAAUGAUUUCUGGAAAAUUUGUGCCAUUAUCAUUUUGUUACUGAUGUAGUUUUACCAUUUUAUUUCAUGUAUAUAAUUAUUAUUAAGUUAUGGUAUUGAAAUUAACCACAAUGUAGACCAAAAUAUAUUAUUAUCAAAAAACAUGUAUUUCUUGAUAUAUAUAAUUGAAAUUAUAUAAUAUAUAUACAUGUAUAACCAUAUUACAUGAAUGAGAUUAUCAAACUUAUGUAAAAAAAAAGAUCUAGAACAUUCAAAUGAAUGAAUGUUAUAUAGGGUUAGAUUUCAAAUACAUGUGACUAAUUUAAUAUCUGUGUAUAAAAACAGAAGAAAGAUGAUACCAGGUAGUAGGAUAUAUAUACUAAUUAACUUGUAUGUCAGAUCUAUAUGGUAAAUAUUUCUGUUCACUUGAUUUAGUUAGAAUGUGUAGCUUUAUAUCAGGCGAAGACAUUGGGUUACUUAUGAAUUCAUCUUAUUGGAAUGUGUUUACUGUUAUCCUUACUCCCUGGAGGCAUCAUUCCAUGUUUCAAAUAUUACCAAGGUAUUUGAAAGACUUUAAAUUUGGAUUCUGUUUGAUUAAGAACUCCAGAUUUUAAAGCUGCACUGCUAAAAACAAGAUAGGACUGAAAUACCAAAGUGUUCAUUUUAUAUAAACUGGGCUGGCUUCCAGGGCAAAAUUGAAGGCAUUUUAGUGCUUACAGAUAAGGCAUCGGUGCAAUUAAUG
Pecten maximus is the source of this 1828-nucleotide messenger RNA. RefSeq names its product alpha-crystallin B chain-like. The coding region runs from base 216 to 887 and encodes 223 amino acids. The record is from RefSeq and is a predicted model, not a curated record. The transcript has a single exon. NCBI's taxonomy places the organism in Eukaryota, Metazoa, Mollusca, Bivalvia, Pectinida, Pectinidae. Gene Ontology annotation, biological process: protein refolding; response to heat. Gene Ontology annotation, molecular function: protein folding chaperone.